This is a messenger RNA of Lycium ferocissimum, 2761 nucleotides long. Its product is annotated as actin-100-like. The record is from RefSeq and is a predicted model, not a curated record. Bases 1014 to 2276 code for a protein of 420 amino acids. NCBI's taxonomy places the organism in Eukaryota, Viridiplantae, Streptophyta, Magnoliopsida, Solanales, Solanaceae. The transcript has 3 exons.
CAGUGUAGGUAAGGUACUAAGGCAUGCUCAUUGCCCAUCAGUUCUAUCUUGAUUAGAACGGUACUAAACAAUGAAUAUGAUUGGCCAAAAGAUAUAUUACUCAUUGUUAAGGAAAUCAUUAUGAACGACGUUGUUACUUUUUUCUUGCGUGACAUAGAUGUUAUUAUAUGUUUUUCUUCGUUGCACAUUUAUUUAAGUAAAGCCUACACUUAAAUUGCUCUUUGCACUUAAAGCCCCGAUAAACCUGAAGCCCUUUUAACACUUUUCGCCUAUGACGACACUAGUGCUUGUAAUGCAGUCCGCCAGGUCUUGGAGCUGCCACUGAUUCUGCUUUUGUUGAAUUAGUUCUUUUACCUAUUUCGUGUGUGACAUUGGGUUCUAUACAGAAUGUAAAAGUAGGCUUGACCCCUACUAAUUGUUAUGAACUCAUUUCUUGAAUGUUGUCUCAAAGAUUGCAAAUUAUUUCUAAGUAUUACCCUACAUAGCACUUUUCAUGGUUGCAGCUCCUUGUUCUUUAUGUUUUCUUAAAUUUAGAGAUUCUUAAGCAUCCAUUCUUUACAUGAAUGUGAAUUUUCUUCAGGUUUAGAGUAUUUAUGCAGCUAAAAGUGCAGUAGUAUAUCUUGGUCUAGAGAGAGGAUAUGUUAUUUUUGAAAUAGUAGUAGCUAUUUUUCAGCGUUUUGCUCUUUCUUUCCAGCGGCAGGGAGGAGAAUUAGGAUUUCGGAAAAUCCGUGUUGGGAUUUUAACAUGAGUGAGAUAUCUACAAAUUGCCUGAAUGAACUCCCGCUGCACUAACUGACCUUUGUUAUUUCUUCCAUUUGCGCGUUUUUCGCAUGAAUCCCCUGCUUUAAUCGACAAAGGGGAGGUUCGGGUGAAUAGCUGGUGAUUUCAACUUAAUCAAUUUCUCACAGACCGAGCUGAUCCUGUGAACGAUUUUCACUUUGACUAUGUAUUUGUGCCAGUGAUUUCUUUACCUAAAGUGUACUUGCAAAAUAAAUAUUUGAAGUCCUUACAAGAUGGGAGAUGGGAAGGAUAUCCGACCACUAGUUGUUGACAACGGAACUGAAAUAUGCAAGGUUGGCUUUGCUGGGGAGGAUUCUCCAAGGACUGAUUUUCCAAGUAUAGUUGGACGUCCUCGUCACAUUGGUGUCAUGGUUGGAAUGGGACAAAAAAGUGCCCAUGUUGGUUAUGAAGCUCAGUGUAAAAGAGGUUUCUUGAAUCUGAAACAUCCAAUUGUACAUGGUAUCAUAAGAAACUGGGAUGAUAUGGAGCAAAUCUGGCACCAUACAUUUUACCAUGAGCUCGGUGUUGCUCCCGAGGAGCAUCCCGUCCUCCUGACUGAGGCACCACUUAACCCCAAGGUAGAACGAGAGAAAAUGACUCAAAUCAUGUUUGAGACAUUCUAUGUGCUAGGCAUGUAUGUUGCGAACCAGGCGGUUCUUCCUCUGUUUGCUAGCGGUCGUACAACUGGUAUCGUGCUUGAUUCUGGUUCCAGUGUGAGCCACACUGUCCCUAUCUAUGAGGGACAUGCACUUCCGCAUGCUAUCUCACGGUUAGGUCUUGCUGGUCCUGAUCUUACAAAAUAUCUUCACGAGAUUCUCUUGAAGAGUGGUUAUGUAUUUCACUGUGCUGCUGAGUUGGCAAUGGUUAAUGAUAUGAAGGAGACUAUUACUUACGUUGCACUGGAUUUCAAACAGGAGAUUGAGAAGGCAAAAGGAUGUAGCUCACCAGUUGCCAAGCACUAUGUGCUUCCAGAUGAACAAUAUUUUGACCUUGAUUCCCGUUGCCCUGAUGUCUUAGCUCAUGGUUCUGAGAGGUUCCGUUGCCCUGAAGCCCUCUUCCAGCCAUCAUUGGUUGGAAAGGAAGAGAGAGGAAUUCAUGAAAAGCUCUACAACUCAAUCAUGAGAUGUGACGUUGAUAUUAGGAAAGAUUUAUUCGCAAACAUCGUGCUUAGUGGUGGCUCGACUAUGUUUCUUGGCAUGGAAGAACGUAUGAGCAAGGAAAUCACCACUCUUGCUCCAAGCAGAACGAAGAUCGAGGUGAUUGCACCUAAGAGGAAGGACAGUGUCUGGAUCGGAGGAUCAAUUCUAGCUUCCCUCAGUACUUUCAAACGAGUUAGUCUCUCUUCACUUUCUAUUUCAUUGAUCAAUAAAUCAAUCUAUUAUGUCUUUAGUCUCAAAUACAUUGGUUCUAAUAUCUGUGUCCCAAUGCAGAUGUGUGUAACAAAGGGGGAGUACGAUGAAUAUGGUCCCUCAAUUGUCCACAAGAAAUGUUUCUAAGCUCGGUGAAGAUGUUAUACUCUUUUGUUCUUAGCUUGAAAGCUAAGGUUUUUGUUCAUCCCUUUUUAUUGUUGUAGGCUAUGUCUUUCGCACCCUCUAAAACUGUUGUUGCACUCGUGUUGGAUCCUCCUAAAAUGCAUACAUUUUGGAGGAUCCAACACACACCCGUAAUAAUUUUUAAGAGUCUGAGUAACAUAAGUUGUAGGUGACAUGAAUGAAUGCAGAUAUAUUUUGAAAUUGAAAAUCCAAUAGACAGAGGAAGCAUUUUGUCCCACUUUGGCAAGAAGAAUAAGUGACAAUAGAUCGUGGACAAGUUUCUUUCUUUUUUUUUUUUUGAGGGAGGCAACAUAAGUUUUCUCGUGUGAUCAUAAGUCACGGGUUCAAGUCACGGAAUCAGCCACUGUUGUUUGCGUGCGUUUGAAUAGACUGCCUAUAUUAGAAAAGUGAGAACACAAUAUUUUAUGCACUGUGUUGUAUUCUAGAAA